GCGCAUGCGCUCUUCGCGAGGAUCUUAAACAUGGCUGUGGCAUUUGCAUGGAAAUUGUAAAAUCCUCCAACCGAGAGUCUUCCCCAUUUUAAUCAAGCUACGAGCCAUUGUCUUCAUCACAUUCCUGGUGUCUGCCCUCCUGCGUCCACAUGGCUCGUGUCUUCGUCUAUGGCACCCUGAAGAAGGGGCAGCCCAACUACUACCGUAUGUUCGAGCUCGCCAAUGGUAAGGCGGAGUUCCUCGCCUCGGCCUGCACCACACAGAAAUACCCGCUGGUGAUCGCCGGCAAGUACAACAUCCCUUUCCUCCUCAACAUCCCCGGCCAGGGACACCGAGUCCGAGGAGAGCUCUAUAAAGUGGACGACAAGAUGCUGAAGUUCCUGGAUGUCUUUGAAGACAUUCCCAGAAUGUACCAGCGGGCUGAGGUCAAACUGGAGGUGAAGGAGUGGGCGGGGAAGCCAGACGGAGAGGAGCCGGCAGCGGGGAGCAUCAUAGAAGCGUUUGUGUACAGCACGACGACGUACGAGCCGGACUGGCCCUCACUGCUCAGCCAUGAGAGCUACGACACCUUUGGAGAUCAUGGGCUGAUGUAUCAGUACAGAGAAUUACAAGACUGACACACAAAGCAUCCAUCGCUGACAUCUCAAGAACAUUAACCCGUACAACACACUCCAGCGUGUAGUUUUCAUGAUUUAAGGUCAACUGGAAAGCAUGAAAACUACAGGAGGAGGUUUGUGUUGUGGUUCCUACAGGAUGUACUGCUUCUUUAAUAAAAACAACCCUGAAUGCAUCUCACUCGAUGACUUUGUGCAGAAGUCCAACAACGUUUUGGUCUUUUUAAAUGUAAUUACUAUGACGUCAACAUGCAACUCCUUGCAGGGUUUUAAUCACGCUUUACCCUCCAGUUCCUCACACGCAUUAAAUAACACUCUGGUAUGUAUGCCACACCUAAA
Cottoperca gobio is the source of this 953-nucleotide messenger RNA. RefSeq names its product gamma-glutamylaminecyclotransferase B-like. Gene Ontology annotation, cellular component: cytosol. The record is from RefSeq and is a predicted model, not a curated record. Lineage: Eukaryota; Metazoa; Chordata; Actinopteri; Perciformes; Bovichtidae. The transcript has 2 exons. Bases 150 to 617 code for a protein of 155 amino acids. Gene Ontology annotation, molecular function: gamma-glutamylaminecyclotransferase activity.